Paramuricea clavata is the source of this 5275-nucleotide messenger RNA. The record is from the annotation of a GenBank genome assembly. Lineage: Eukaryota; Metazoa; Cnidaria; Anthozoa; Malacalcyonacea; Plexauridae.
UGAAGCUACCGUUCACAACCAUGUUGGCACUGCUCUUGAUGUGGUUUGGAAUAUCUUUGCCUUUGGUUUUCUUAGGAUAUUACUUUGGUUAUAGAAAAUAUGUAAGUAUAUAUGUAUUUGCGUGAAAACAUUGUAAAGAAUUUUACACAAACAAUGGCUUUUGCAUCAUUCUGUAUAGCCUUAUGAGCAUCCUGUGCGGACCAAUCAAAUUCCACGACAAGUACCAGAGCAAGUCUGGUAUGUUCAUCCCAUACCAAGGUAAGACUAUUUAGAUUUGAAUCUACAAUUUACUUUUACAUCAUGAUAUUCAUAUGGGCAGAACUUUAAUUCUUAGGCUAGGUAGCCGAACCUACCUGAGCCUGGUUGUUCGAAAGCCCGAAACGCAAGAACUCCCUUUACAAAUGGCAGAACUCCCUUUACAAAUGGCAGAACUCCCUUUUCAAAUGCCAGAACUCCCUUUUCAAAUGCCAGAACUCCCUUUUCAAAUGGCAGAACUUGGUUUUCAAAUGGCAGAACUCCCCUUUCAAAUGCCAGAACUCCCUUUUCAAAUGCAAGGACUCCCUUUUCAAAUGCCAGAGCUCCCUUUACAAAUGCCACAACCCCCUUUUCAAAUGCAAGGACUCCCUUUUCAAAUGGCUGAACUCCCUUUACAAAUGGCAGAACUCCCUUUACAAAUAGCAGAACUCCCUUUACAAAUGCCAGAACUCCCUUUACAAAUGGCAGAACUCCCUUUUCAAAUGGCAGAACUCCCUUUUCAAAUGCCAGAACUCCCUUUUCAAAUGCCAGCACUCCCUUUUCAAAUGCCAGCACUCCCUUUACAAAUGGCAGAACUCCCUUUACAAAUGGCAGAACUCCCUUUACAAAUAGCAGAACUCCCUUUACAAAUGCCAGAACUACCUUUACAAAUGACAGAACUCCCUUUUCAAAUGCCAGAAACCAAAUCAAAUUUGAUUAAUAAAUAUAUAAACAAUCUGUAUAUACAAUACUAUCCGCUAAUAGCGAAGCCUACCUAUAUACACUGGAACAACCCGUACAAGAUUAAUAUUCCUAUGUAUAUGUAUUCUCCAGCAAUCUCAUGGCCGGUAUUCUACCAUUUGGAGCUGUGUUUAUUGAACUGUUCUUUAUUUUAACGGUAUGUCGUCCAUCGAUUGCUUUAAUUAUGUUAAUUCUGAUAUUUUGUUUGCGUGAUAUACUCUUUAAACUUCUUUAAACUCUUUCAGGCCAUCUGGGAAAAUCAGUUUUAUUAUUUGUUCGGAUUUUUGUUCCUUGUGUUUAUAAUUCUUGCGAUGUGUUGCUCGCUGAUCGCCGUUGUAGUUACUUAUUUCCAACUUUGUGCUGAGGUGAGUGUGGAAGUGCGUCUUCCUAUGUUGAAGAUAUUUCGAGACUAUUCCAGGAUCUUUAGUUUAUAACCCCUGGCUCGGAUGAAUUGGGCAGCCACACCCGGUGUAAUGAACAUUAUAAUGAUGUGUAAUCUGUGAAUUUGUUAGUUUAAAUAGUGUUGUAAUGUAGCAUGCAUGUCAGGCAGGACUGGACUUAAUUUAGGACUCUGAGCCUUCAAUUGUUAUAAUUGUAAAAUUAAUUUUAUUUAUUUUUUUAAAAAAUUCCAGUCGAACCCUUUCUGGACCUCACCAAUGCAUGUAUCUGUUUAAGAGAGGUGUCUGCUAAUAGGGUUCGACUGUGCUAUUACUACUGAUAUCAGAGAGAUUACAUGCGUGGCUCUGUUUAAUAAUUCUGUACAGUAGUUGACCAUGUUCAAAUUUCUGAGGGUUUACAUUUUGUUGUAUUUAAGGAUUACCACUGGUGGUGGCGAUCGUUCUUGACAUCGUCUUCGUGUUCAUUCUAUGUUCUAGCUUAUGCCAUCUUUUACUACAUCAAUAAGGUUAGUAUACUUAUUCUUUACCAGCUUGUGGUGACCUCCUUAUCCAAGGGUAAUAGACCUUUCCCUUUUGAGUGAAAUUUUGAUCUAGACAAGUCUGGACAAAAAUUUCAUCACAGCUUGAAAGAGCAUCACAAAAUUAGUAAUAUUCCAAACUUUCGUUGCGAAAUGUUGUAAAAUGCGGAUAAUAUAGCCUUGCAAAGUUUGCCGUUUUUCAGUCAUUUUGUAUUACAAAUGGGAAAUUGAUAAUCAGUUUGAGCAGGCCCACCCAAAAGGCUAGGUGUGGUCUGGCAAGCCCAUCUCGUAUUAGCCUGCCUGGCUAAUGGUCAGCCCAGCCCCCUGCGGCUGACGGCCUGCCACGCAAGCUAAUCUCAUAUAAACAGCCCCUUAACCUAACUCUACGUCUUUUUCAGCUUGAGAUUGUGAGUUUCGUUUCUGCCCUUAUAUACUUCGUGUAUACUUUAACGAUGGUGUUUACGUUCUGGCUUCUUACUGGUACCAUUGGCUUCUACGCCACGUACUAUUUUAUAAGGAAGAUAUAUGGUGCUGUCAAGAUUGACUAAUACUCGAAAAGCUAACAAUGUGAAUAACUUACAUAUUGCCAUCAAGUACAUUUGCUUUAUGUAUGUCAGGUAACAGAUAUUAGGGUAAUGAAUAGUAACAGACAGCCUCCUUCGCAAAGUUGGAUUUCCUCGAACGAUUUCGCUGUGGAAAUUUUUCGCUCAAUUCUUGUAAGCGGUCGUGUAAAACUUAUUUUAUGCGGAUCGUCACAAUUCAAAAGAAAUAAAGUGAAAUAUUUCGAAAUUUUUCUCUGUGAAAGCAUCCUUCUUGCUCGGUGGCAAAAACGGCUGAAUUACGCAAUAUUUGGGAGAAAUUGCGCAAUAGUUGUGGAGAGUUUUAUUUCCUGACUGCACAAUUAUUCCUCAGGAUCCCCUGGUACCUCCAUGCUUGUAUUUGAAGUAGGCAGCGCGAAAAAUAAGAUGGCUUCGGAUCCAUGCAACUCCCUGAAAAAUACAAGGAGAACUUCGAUGUUUCGAGCGAAGGCCCUUCUUGUAACUUCACUCUCCUUCGCAGAGCCGUAUAGUUAAACACAAUAGGGAGUUUAAGAUGCCGAUAACGAACUACGGGUACGGAGUACGGUUGAAGGCUUGUGUUUGCAUUGCUUUAACAGAGGCACUGGCAAAAUUUACAUAUCCCCAGAGCAUACUUUUCACCGUAGCGACCUUGGCUACAGCGUAAAAAUCACAUUCUUGUGUUGUGAAACAGAAUCAAGAACAAAGCACCGAAACUGACUACGCAAUGUGCAGGUUGGAGCAGGCCUCGAAUUUCCCUGAAAUCAAUCGACGGCAAUGGCGUUAAAAAUUGCCGUAGAACGUAACAGCUGUCUACGGCAAUUUUGGCAGUUUCCGCGGCAUUUUUUCAAAUUACUGUAACAAAAAUUUAAUUUUAUUGUUAAUAUAGUAAUUUAGUGAAUAGUAUAAAAAUUAUACUAUACGGCAAAAAAUUGCCGUCGUUUCCGCAAUGAUCCACGGCAUUUUGUACUCCCUCUACGGCAAUUGCCGCGAUAAAAUUCGAGCCCUGGGUUGGAGUGUGUUUUUAUAAAGAAAUGAUGAAAAUUAAAAGAUGAAACUUGCCGAACACAAAGCCAUGCACAUAAAACAUAUUUGGGAUAAAUUUGUUAUGACAAGCAUUUAGUAUUUGGAUACAUAUAACAAAAACUAUUUCAAACGUAGUCGGCAGUUCGUCGUCAAGAUCUUAAACUCCCUAAUGGUUAAACACGAAGGCUGGCUGUAUAUAAUUAAACACGCGGGCUAUAUACCCGCAAAUUAUGAUGCAUGCGGGAAAAAGGCCCAUUUCCACGCACAGAAAAUUUUCCGAAAAUAUCAUUGUUAAAAUUUCCAACUAUCCGACGGAAAAUUUGUGUCGGCCAAUCCCAUAUUAUACAAAAUUUUCUUUCUGCGGAAAAUUUUCCCAAGUGGAAAUGGACCCUUUACAUUUUCGGGAGAAUGGGACCAACAAAGGCUCGAAACGUCGAAGUUCUUGUAUUUUUCAUGUAGUUGUAUCCCUAUGAAUCAGAAGCUUUCUUAUUGCGUAAUUAUGCAUUUUUUGCUGCUGAGUUGCCUGCGGAGGAGGACGAGUAACAAACAGUUAUUUUAAUUUUUUGUCAACUUUUCAUAGCCCUUACUAGGAGGGAACAUAUAUAAUACGAGCUUUGCUCGGGAGUUCCGCACUCAUAUUCGCAGGUCCUUGUUGUCUCUUGUUGUAAAUGCACACAGUAUUGUAUUACAGAAUACAGAUAUGAUGAAUCCGAUUGAAAUUUUGAUGUUGAGUUUUUAAUUAUAUAUUGGUCAUUUUGUAUUUAUAAUCAAACUUUCUUUUCCAGUGCGAUUUUUUUGGAAAUCAUGCUAUGGGAAAAGUAUGGAUUCUAGUUGGAAAUAAUCUGGAAAUCUAAUUUCCAUUUUCUGGGUCCAUACAGUAUAUGGAUUUCAUAUUUUGAUAGAAAAAUGUUUCUAGCGAAAAUUGCUCAACUUCUGCGAAAUAGCAGUUCUCUGAGAAGCCAAUCAUAUCUCUCCCUUUAGAAUGGUACUAAAGUGGAAAUAUAAUUUGUGUUUUCUGUGCUUUGUUAUACGAUGCGACUGCCAAUUAAACAGAAACAAACUGUUGCACAUGUCAACUAUAGUUUUGUUGUAUUUUCACACACGUACAUUAUAUUUACAAAAAUAGCUAUUUAUCACUACCAUAAAUAUAGAUGUUCUUGUUAUUGUCAUCAAUCAAUUUGAUUAGGUCUUAACAAGUUUCUCAGAAACUAGGAUAAAUAGACCCAUUCUGCUGAUGUGUUUAUGUCCAUUGCCACGUAAUUCACUGACAUAUAUAAUUUAAAUGCUUGGUUACCUUUGUUCCAUUCUAUGCUUGCAUUGUCAGAACAGUGGUAACUAGGCAUGUGAGUUAUCAAUUCACUCGCAUAUAUAAUUUAAAUGCUUGGUUACCUCCGUUCCAUUCUAUGCUUGCAUUAUCAGAACAGUGGUAACUAGGUAUGCGAGUUAUCAAUUCAAUCGAUGCGAGUCAUGAAUUCGAUGUCAACAGGCAUAAACAUGCUGAGUAUAGGUUCACGAUGGAAAUUUGGUCUGCAGUGAUGCUUGAGAAAUUGCCUCAGAAAUUCGUACGGUUUGAUGCCUUCCCGUAUAGAUAAUUUUUCAUUUGUUUUUCAUUGGCUUGUCAUGUCCGUUUCUUGAUUUCCAGAUAUAUCCAUUAUUUCAGUAACAUCGUCUCUUGUAUUACCGGAGUUCCCUGCGUUUCCAUUAUUGCUUUCCAUCGCGUUGUUACGCCUCUGUACGACAUUCUCGUAUUGUUCAACGAAGGCGUGUGAUUUCGCCUGGAUUUUCUUAUUGUGUUGCUGGA